AUGAGGUGUGCCCUGGCGACGGCCUCCCGUGUUUGCAAGUUAUUGGGGGCCAUGGCGAUCAACAAGAUUUUGGUCUGGGGUAUCCCACAGCGAUCCUUGACUUGGAGUGGUGCGUCUUCGUGGGUAAACUCCUCAUGGCGGCGGAGGUGGCCUGCUCCUACCGCUACUGAUGGCAUGGCCCCUCCUCUUGCCAGCCCCUACUACUCCGUAGAGUAUGGGGAGAUUAUGUGGUCCAGGCCGCCGCUUACGCGCCAUGAACCCGAAUUGAUUCGCAAUGGCGAUUCCACGGAUGUCGGAACGGAUCAGCGCCAGGAGAACCGACUAAAUUAG
This is a messenger RNA of Coccidioides immitis RS, 330 nucleotides long. RefSeq lists its product as uncharacterized. The transcript has 2 exons. Lineage: Eukaryota; Fungi; Ascomycota; Eurotiomycetes; Onygenales; Onygenaceae. The record is from RefSeq and is a predicted model, not a curated record. Bases 1 to 330 code for a protein of 109 amino acids.